This is a messenger RNA of Physella acuta, 1805 nucleotides long. RefSeq lists its product as uncharacterized. Lineage: Eukaryota; Metazoa; Mollusca; Gastropoda; Physidae. The record is from RefSeq and is a predicted model, not a curated record.
UUGAUGAAGUACCAUAUAAACGGAAAUGUCAAACAUGAAAUAAAAUCGGGAAAACCUCAUAUUCCCGGACUUUACGUGGUACUAAAAAUAAUACUUUCUGAGGAAUCGCCAUUCCAGUUCAAUAUAGCCCUAUACGAACUGCUGCUGAAGGUGUUGAAGUUUUGAUUCUCCUGUGUGUUCAAAUGCCGUUCCGUCCUAACAAGAAAAGAGGUUGUGUUUAAUGACAACAUUAAAGUGUUUGAAUUGUGUGAAUAUUAGCAUGAUUUCAAGGUCGGACAGCUAUCUGUUUAUUCUUACAACAUUUACUUGAGAACAGAAAGGUGUUUGUAUUCAAGGUUCAAGCUGAAACAUUUAAUAGUCUCCAAGUUCAGUAUUGGCCAUGGGCAAUUCCUACAGAAAGCCAAAAAGGAAACAGGAGCCACGCAGUUCAGUUCUGGCAAGCUGUGAAAUUCAAAACAAGCAAAUAAAGAUUAAAGAAUCAGGUGUAUUUCAUCCAGGAAAUCAUGAAGCUGAGAUGUGCUACGGAGGAGAAGCUGAUCUACACAAACAUGUUACUGGCUGUAAGAAGAAUCCAGGACACAAAGGUUUUAUACCUCUUAAAGAUUUCAACGCAAGUUGUCUCCCCUCACGUUACCCUGACGACCUUAUGUUUGAGACAAUCAAAACAUUGGCAGCCCUAACUGUCCAGGUAAAGACUAAAUUCACCAGUCUAGAGAGACCUGAGUUUUACCCAGGCACUCAAGUUCCAUAUCCAUGUUAUAAAGACAGAGGACGUCACGUGAUGAGGUUAGGGACGGGGAGGGUGUGUAGUGUGUACAAGUCCACAGAGAGUGACAUAUGGGGAACUUGUCGUUGUGCCAAGUGUCAAGUCUCUGCCACACCCAGCAAAGUGUGGGGGGAGGUUUAUGUGUUGACAGCCACACACGUGGUGUUUGAUGAGAGUGAGGCGAGACAGACCAGGUGUGUUUUAGGUUUUGAUGAUAAUAAAAGUCCAGUGGUCAGUCUUGAUGGCUGGGAGGUGUGGGAUGAGGCAAACAUUGAGAAAGACAGGUGUAUGUUGAGAUAUGUGACAUGUGACUUAGAGUUGGUUGAUGAACUGUACAAGAUGCGUUGGCACUUUCAUGAUCUAUGUGAGGAAGUAGAGAACAAAUACAGGAGAUUUUUUGAUGUGGACAAGUUGACCGUUAUAGUGUCACAUCCUCAUGGCUGUCCUAAACAGGUCUCUGUAGGACAAUGGACACACAAACGUGAGAGGGAUUAUGGCAAUUACAGCAAGUACAUCAGGUACUGGUACACAACAUGUACAUGUCCAGGCUCCAGUGGAGCGACUGUCUACAGGCUGGGAUAUGACGUGUUGUUGUAUGACCAUCCCCACAGUGGAUCAAACUCUGAAGGAAAUUAUAGUGGGGAGGAUGUGUAGUGAUGUAACUGUUAGUUCUCUCCCCUUGUCUACACAAUGUAAACAAACAAAAUGGCGGAACUAUUCCCGUCAUUAAACUGAUUGUAUUAAGACUUGCAUGUCUUGUAAACAUUUUAUCACGUUUAAAUGAUCAAAACAAAUGUUUUAAUUGAUUUAAACCGUUUAACCGUUUUAAUUUGCAUGUAUAUUGAUGGGUUUUAGAGUUUUUUUGUUUGAAAUGUUGUAAAUAAUUUGCUUAUAAUUUUUGUCGGCAAAUUGUUGUCAUAUACUAUAUACCUAUAGCCUGGCUAUUACCUGUAAAUAAAAUGUAACCUACCUGCUAAAUGUCAUAUUCAUUCUGUUUGUAUUUACUCACAAAAUGUUCGCACUAGACAACAUUAAAUGG